Octopus bimaculoides (California two-spot octopus) is the source of this 6725-nucleotide messenger RNA. Its product is annotated as organic cation transporter protein. NCBI's taxonomy places the organism in Eukaryota, Metazoa, Mollusca, Cephalopoda, Octopoda, Octopodidae. Gene Ontology annotation, cellular component: membrane. The record is from RefSeq and is a predicted model, not a curated record. Gene Ontology annotation, biological process: transmembrane transport. Gene Ontology annotation, molecular function: transmembrane transporter activity.
AUACAUACAUACAUACACACAUACAUAUACACGUGUGUCUGGCCAAAUCUCUCACUUUGCACCGAUCUCCAAGAAGCGACGGUCUGAUAGAUUCAUUACCUGCAAGCAAACAUCGGCACCAAACACACGCACAUACAUAUAUAUAUAUCCACAUUUACACACACACAUAUAUACAUACAUAGACGCAUAUAUAUAUAUAUAUAUAUAUAUAUAUAUACUGAUAUACACCCAACUAAUAUAUACCGUACUUUAUAACCAAAGGACAGCAGCCAUACGAUUAUAAAUUCCGAAACUUACUAUCUCAAAAAUGAAGUUUGAUGUUCUGUUGAACCAUAUCGGUUCCUUGGGAAAGUUCCAAAGAAUUAUGAUCUUAUGGAUUUAUCUAGGUGCCAGUAUGGAUGGCUACCAUUAUGGAAUCAGUGUAUUUAUCUUACCAACAAAAAAUCACAGGUGCGCUUUACCGGAUCUUCCGAAUGAUACGUACAAAAGCCAAGGCAGUUACCAUGAUACUUUAGUCAACAAAACGAUACCCUAUGAGUUCAAAGAUGACCAGUACGUUUACGACAAAUGCCACAUGUAUAACUCAAGUCUCGGUGAAAAUGGCACGAAGAUGCAGUGUAAUUCUUGGGUGUACGACCAUUCCGUCUUCAGAACAUCAGUUAUAGAAGAUUUGGAUCUUGUUUGCGAUCGAAGUCUCAUGUCAGCGAACUGUAUCGUGGUUUUUUUCUUUGGUGUGCUACUUGGCGUAGUGACACUGGGAAACGUAUCGGAUGUCGUGGGAAGAAGAACUGUGAUGAUGUAUUCCAUCUUGCUACAAGGUUCAGCUGCUUUAGGGAGCGCAUGGGUCAAUAACAUUUACUUGUUUUAUCUUUUGCGAUUCCUAACAGGGAUUGGAUGUUCAGGUUCUUACAUACCAACGUUUAUCUUAGGUAAGUUCGGUGUCAUAAGGUAAGUGACGAGAUCUUUGUAAAGUGAAGGAGACUGGUUCAAAGGGAGACUCCAGUUGGACAUCGGCAGUGAUACAUCUGGUUCUAAUCGCAGAGAUUCUACAAAACAUUGAAGUACCUCUCCACAGUGGUGACGGCCUGUAGACUGCACGUUCGUCGAUACGUGUCAUCAACUCUCAUUCUGUUCUGUUGUUUCCUGCAAAAGAGAAAAGGUCACUCGAAAUAGUCUGCUGCAUUUAAAAGGGAAAAAUUAACUUGUGUUAAGACUUCUUCCGUUGCAGAUGAAUAACAGGACGAGAGGUGUUCAUGUGCUGUUCCAAAGAGGAAGGGCGCUCGGUCUAUAGUCUAUGGAAGCCCUUCUGGAGCAGAAGAAUGUGAUGAAGAGGUGAGAUUGGUAUGGUUGGUGUUUUUGUUUGAAUUGUUGAAUGUCAUUUGGGAGUUUUGGAGUGAGAACUGUUCAACAACUACCAACAAACUAUUCUUAUCGAAGAAAAAUAAACUAAACCAGCAAUGUUCGCGUAUUAAAACCGGAUUGAAAUUAAGCCAUUGCCUUUCAAGAAUUUUAUUUUCAGAUAAUUAUUUAAAAUAUUAUAAAAAAACCAUUCAUUGAGCAAGUUUCUACGUUUCUUUCACUCACUUUUUUUCACACAUAUCUUAGCGAUUCAAAGGAUCUUCUAACCGUUGGUACUAUGUACACACACAUACGUAUAUUGUCCUAUGUUCGAACCAUGCUGCUGAAACGGCAAUAAAUAUCGAAGUGCACUCUGAUUAUCAUUAACUAGAUCUUUGAUUCUUAUUUGUACAACAUUUUCUUUUUAUUUGGCUUCCAGUAUAUUCUGCUAACAUGUGGCUUCUAUGAAUAUAUAUUAAUCUACAGUAAGUAGCUCAAUCAACAACACAGAGAGAAAAUUCUUGUACGAUAGCAAAAGAAAAAACAAUAUUCAAUGUAACAACUUAGUUCCUCCGAAAUAUUCAUUAGGACCGCAAAUUAACUCUUUAGUCUGGUUUAGAAGAAGGAGCUACGUGUUUAGUUUAGUUUAGAAGAAGGGGGUGUGUUCAUAGCCUUCCCAGAGCCUCCAAGACCGACAAAACCGAUGUCGUUAAGGUUUUAUACUUGAACUGUUGUAUACAAGCGAUUUCUGAAGAAAGAAAGCCAUUUGCACGAAGAGAAAUCUUGAGAGGUUGACGUUGAUGGAAUGGACUGGGCAUUGAGUGGGACCUUGUGGUUUGGAGACAUACUAAGGAUAAGGAAAUUAGGGGUAACCAGUAAGUCUAGAAUGCUUGGCUGGGACAUUCAGAUACGAGGAACGUAGACUUCUGAAGUAGCGCCAGAAAAAGCAGAGAGAGCGGUGGGGGAAACAGCACGUCUGUAAUAGGGAAUGUUAAGAAGUUUGCCCUGCAAUUAUUCGAUUUUAAACAGGUAAACUGAUAAAAAUAUAUCUUUGAUAGGAUGCCAGUCUUUUGCAGAUGAUUUCCCCAGAUAUUGUAACUUUUCCCAACGUAGAGGAAAAGCGAAGUACAUAAAAUAGGCCGAGGUUUUGAACUCAAGAUAGAAGUGCAUAUUUCGUUUCUGACGACGGCAUCCCUUUUUUGGUAUAUCUUCGGUUAGAAGAACGGAUAAACAUAAAAGAACAAAAGAGGUAUUAAAAGGAAAAGAAGAAACAAAGAAUAAGAUAAUUUCAUUCAGAAAAAGUAGUGUCUUGAAAAACAAGAAAUCUUUAAACUUUAAACAAGGCAGCUGUCAAAAGUAUGGCAGCUGUCAAAAGUAUGGCAGCUGUCAAAAGUAUGGCAGCUGUCAAGAGUAUGGCAGCUGUCAAAAGUAUGGCAGCUGUCAAAAGUAUGGCAGCUGUCAAAAGUAUGGCAGCUGUCAAAAGUAUGGCAGCUGUCAAAAGUAUGGCAGCUGUCAAAAGUAUGGCAGCUGUCAAAAGUAUGGCAGCUGUCAAAAGUAUGGCAGCUGUCAAAAGUAUGGCAGCUGUCAAAAGUAUGGCAGCUGUCUACAUUUCGGUCGAAGUAAGUAGAAUGUUUAGUUGUAGAAGUUUAUCAGUAUUUUGUAGGAAAUUUAGAUGUGGGCCACAAGAAUUGGAAAUAGAAAAUACAAGAUUAAAAUAUUCUUGGUAUAAGGCAUUGAUUUUGUUAAUAUAUCAUUUUAUAUCAAUGAGACGAAGGGUGUUUCUAGAAAUAGCAACCGAAUCGCCUUCAAACCUUAUACUAUUAUCAUAAAACAAGAAAGACUUACUGAAUAAUAGAGAUGUAAGUAUUCUAUACAGAUGGUCAUGCUUGGAAGGAACAUCUUUGAUUAAAAGUUGUGCUAUCAUAGCAACUUCGUGAAGAGAUUCUCUGAUAUUAAUUAUAUACAGGUUGUGGACAAGUUUAGAGCUAAGUGAGCGGGAUGGCUAGCUUGGACCUAUUCUUGAUUUUUAGAGUCACAUAGAAAAUUAUGUACGAAUGGAUGUGCUGUAUUUCGUUCGCCAAUUCUUUAGUAUUUACUGGUGACAUAUUUAGUGUCGAAGGCGGCGAGCUGGCAGAAACAUUAGCACGCCGGGCGAAAUGCUUAGCGGUAUUUCGUUACGUUCUGAGUUCAAAUUCCGUAGAUUGCUUGAGAUGUUUAGCGGGAGUCGAGGUGCCACAUUGUUACUAGGCUAUUUGUAAUGUAUAGGGAGAUUCGUGGUUUGCUUUCAAUAAGGGCUGGUGAAAGAAAGACACCCUGUGUGAACAUUAAUGUUUGGCUUAUAAAUGAUUAUAUUAGAAGGUAUAAUAAGUCUAUAAAAAAGAAGUGGUCCUAAAACAUUACUAAUAUCGCUAUUAUGGUGUACAUGUGUUUUGAAUUUAUCUCGUCCCAUGAUUAAAAUAAUUUCUAACACAGGUAUAGAAUCACAUAUGUUUGUAUAAUGGAGGUGGCGGCGAGGGUGAGUGGUAGUCGUUUAAGCUGACUCCAGCGCAUACUUGUAAUGUAUUUCAUUAAUUUGGAAGGAAUAAAUACAAAUUUAACCGCGAUAAGAUUCCUACACAGAACAAAAGAGACAGAACAAAAACCGUAACGUAUAUUAUUCCACGUUUAUCUAGGUAACUUUCCAAUGAAAUAAUUUUGUUUUUAUUAGUUUUGUUGUGUAGACGAUCGAUGUUUGUGUCGUGUGUUGCGAGAGUAAAAGUUUAAAAAUGAUUUUGAUGGUCUGCAAUUUGUUCCAAAUUAUUUGUUACUCAGAAAUAUUCAGACUGCUGAUAGGAGGAUAUGAAUAUCAUUCUUUAGCGUUGAGGGUAUUUCGUCUGUCUUUACGUUCUGAGUUCAAAUUCCGCCGAGGUCAACUUUGCCUUUCACCCUUUCGGGGUCGAUAAAUUAAGUACCAGUUGCGUACUGGGGUCGUCUAAAAAUUUCGAGCCUUGUGCCUAGAGUAGAAAAGAUUCUUUAGCGUUGAAUAGACAAGGCUUUUUUAAAGUUUUAUGAGGCGUCGUCUGUAAUGGCUACAAUCAUAAAUGUGUUUUGAGCUGUAGACCGAUUAUAUAAACAUCUAGAGUUUACGAUAAACCACAGAGACAUGUUGGAUACAGUUCAGGCAUUCUUUUACAGCUUUCAGUCAUGGGACUGUGGCCAAACUGGGGCACCAACUUCAAGGUUUAGUUGGUCAUAUCGACCCAAGUAAACAUUUCAGUCUGAGACUGAUUUUAUCGAUAUCAGAUUGUCAGACCACAACCUUACAAGACAUAAAGGGAUACAGCAUAAUUAAAUACCAGUUCGUAGACUUUUGUAUGCAUAAAAACAGACAUGAAAACACGCGCACACGCACACAAACUAAUGUGUGUAUGUAUAUACAUCUAUAAGUGCACGUGAAGAAUAUAGUAACAAAUGAAAUUCCAGCUUAGUCUGAUUUUCACAUUUUAUUAUUUACAAUUUUUACAAUUUUACAACAUUGAAAUAAACUAGUGCUUUCAUGUGUUGCGCAAUCGUCAGGUUUAUGUUAAGGCGUCGAGCUGGCAGAAACGUUAACACGCCGGGCGAAAUGUUUCGCGGUAUUUCAUCUGUCUUUACGUUCUUAGUUCAAAUUCCUUUCGGGGUCAAUAAAUCAAGUACCAGUUGCGUACUGGAGUCGAUCUAAUCGAAUGGCCCCCUCUCCAAAAAUUCGGGCCUUGUGCCUAGAGUAGAAAAGAAUCAUCAGGGUUAUGUAGUGACAGUCGUGUUCCACAAUUGACAAUUGUCUUGAAAUCGUUAGAUUUUCCUUUAAAUACCCUCCGAUGGGCUCCAGCAGGCUGAAUCUUACAAACUGUACUUUGACCAAUCAAUGUGUGGCUUAGAGGCCACAGUUACACAUAUACAUAUGUGAGUGUGUGUUAGGAAAAUAAUGUUAACCAACAGAAAACUUUCUCCAAGUGUCUUCGAUAUAUUACAACUAGUAGCUUUAUUGAAAUCAGUUCUUCAGGUGAUUAUUUUAAUUCACACUUAUACCUUGAUUGCUGAGGUAACAAUAAAGUAAAAAAAAUUAAUGAAAAAGGUUCUUGAACUAUCCACAGUGUUAGUGGUUCUCCAAGAAUUUUUUUUUUAUUUUGUCUAUUUUCAUGAUUCCGAGAAAAGAAAUUGAAACAAUAAGCUAUACACGUAUCCUACUCCAUACAUUUGCUUACCUUGUCUAGUGACUUUACACGUGAAUAUUCCUAUAACUCUGUAAAGAUCUGAUAGCUGAUGUACGGAAACACUGUUACAAUUGAAUGGUGUAAGAAUAAUAUCUAGCCGAGAGGAGACACUCUACUUUACUUUCGUCCCUAUUUUAAACGUUUAAUUUGAUUGAUAUUAAUAUGUUGCAUUGUUCGUCAUAUUUACUCUGUGUUGUAUGAAAAAGUAUUUCACUCUAUCUUACAGAAACAAGAAGAAAGAGUGAGAGAAAGUUGUAGUGAAUGGGUACAGCAGGGGUCACCACCACCCCCUGCUGGAGCCUCGUGGAGCUUUAGGUGUUUUCGCUCAGUAGAUACUCACAACGCCCGAUCUUGGAAUCGAAACUGCGAUCCUACGACCGCGAGUCUGCUGCCCUAACCACUGGGCCAUUGCGCCUCCACACCAACGUUAUAUAAUAAAAAUAAUAAACUGCAAGGAUAUCAUACCCACAAUUUAACCAUGGUGCUUGAGAUGGAAAUAGGUUUUACAGAAGAGAAUACAUAUGAUAGACAGAUCAAUACUAGAAUAUUAAAGAAAAUAAAUACUUAAAAUAGCAACACGUAUAUAAUGCUUAAUACAACGUGUCUGCAUCUCGGCUAAAAUUUAGUUUUGUAAUUUUAAAAUAUAUUUAUCAAUGUUUUUCUUACACCAGUGCUGAAUCAUGCGUUUCAUCCUAAACUUGACGAUAUAGGAAUAUUUCUAGAUUAGCUUAUACGUGUAUUUAGUUGUUUCAAUCUAAUUCUAUCUAUCUGUUCAUCCUUCUUUCUAUCUAUACGCGUGUGUGCGUGCGUGCGUGCAUGUAUGUAUGUUUGUGCGGGUGUACGUGUAGAAGUGUACACACAUUCAAAAUCACUUGUCUCAGCAAUCCAUGAAUUGAGGUGGAUUAAAAUGAUUACUUGAAGAACCGAUUAUGCUGAAACUAUCCGUUGUAGUGUGAUCAAAAGACAAUCAAGUUUUCGAAUACACACACACACACAUAUAUAUAUAUAUAUAUAUAUAUAUAUAAUAUUAUGGGAAUGAGAAAUGAACUCAUACAAACCUCGUGGACGUAGUCGAUACACAUUUACCAAUAAGGAAUAUAUAAAAAAACAAGUUCCUUCAUUUUAUAAUCAAACGAGAAACUUGCUCAAUUAAUG